Mizuhopecten yessoensis (Yesso scallop) is the source of this 1872-nucleotide messenger RNA. RefSeq names its product transforming growth factor-beta-induced protein ig-h3-like. Gene Ontology annotation, biological process: extracellular matrix organization; cell adhesion. Lineage: Eukaryota; Metazoa; Mollusca; Bivalvia; Pectinida; Pectinidae. The record is from RefSeq and is a predicted model, not a curated record. Gene Ontology annotation, cellular component: extracellular matrix. Gene Ontology annotation, molecular function: cell adhesion molecule binding. The transcript has 6 exons. Bases 12 to 974 code for a protein of 320 amino acids.
GAUAACUACUGAUGGUGUUCUCGUAUGAUAAAAUCCGUCACAUGCAUUUAACGCGUCACAUUUCAUUUGAUAUCACAAUGGCGAUGUGUAAUGUAACGAGAUUUGUCCUGUUGUGUCUGAUAUUUUCUGUGUCUUACCCUGAAUGCAGUAAUGCAUGCGAGUGGGGAAUGAACAUUUUAGAUUGUUGUAAACUUUACGGAGCUAAAACCUUUUUAAAGUAUGUAACCGUUACCGGACUUUGGAAAACACUCAAUCAAACAAAAGAUGCAACUAUAUUGUUACCGGCUGAUCUGGCGUUUGGACGCCUGCCACAGGAUGUGAUGUCAAACAAUAACACUAUGAGGGAGAUUCUGCUCUACCACAUAUUACCUCACUCCACUAACACCACCCAACUGGUCAACGAUCAAAUAUUGCCCUCCGAUGCUUCCGGCGGUCAAGCGGUCCGAUUCAACAAGUACUCGAAAGCAAACACAACUUUGCAGGUAAUCACGUCGUCAGGGGCGGUAAUCAUUAGGGGAGACGAAAACGCCACGAACGGUGUGAUCCACCUAUUGGACCGUGUGAUGUACCCGCUACCGAGUGGAAGUCUAUAUGAAUACAUAGCCAACACGGGGUCCUACCAAACCCUUCUGCUCCUGGCGGCAAAGGCACAACUUCUCGACACCCUUAAAGAAGGUACCUACACGUUGUUUGCCCCGAAUGAUGAAGCAUUCUCCAAGUUACCGGCCGGAGCUGUCGCUGGUCUUCUUUCAAAUAUUCCUAAAUUGAUAACGGUAUUACAAAAUCACAUUGUGUCCUCUACAAUAUACAGUGCUGGAAUUAAAGUCAUUGGGACAGGAAAGACUUUGAGCGGGGCCGAUUUUAGCGCAAAUGCAACGUCAGUGAAAUUCGGCAAUGUCACGGCCACCAUCGUUAAUGCAGACAGAUCAGCCACCAACGGCGUUCUUCAUGAGAUCGACUCGGUUCUCAUGUGAUGUAGAUAGCAAAUGACGUAAUUCGUGAAAUAAGAUAAAUGAAUCAUUUUUUUUUUGUUUUCUUGUCAUUGAAGUGGCUAUAAUAUUGCAUGUUAUGCAAGAUGUAGUAGGUUCGAGUGUGAUGCAGACAUUUGCUUAUCAUUUUCAUUCAAGAUGAUGUCAUAAUAAUGUUCACAUUUCCAAUAUACAAUUUAUAAAUAAACCCUGAUUUAUGGGAUAUGUUUGUAAGCCACUGGAUUUCAUACCUUAAUAUUUUUCGACAAUUCGUUUCAUUCCAUAGAUAUUAAACAUAACGAGGUACUGAUAUAACAUUUAUUAAUGUAGAUAUUUUGUUAAAUAUUUUUGCUUUAAGUAUGUGACAUUGUAAAUUGACACCAAAUGACGUCAUUCGACGUAAUCAUGGAAUAUGAAAUUCAAGGCGCUGUUGCUAUCGAUAUGUUAUUAUAUAAGUCAAUAUAAAUGAUAAAUGCUGUCAGAAUUGCAUUCAAUGACUGCAUUUGUCAUUAUUUCGGAUACUCAAUAGGUUAGUAAAUAUCGUGUAUUUCUUGAAUUGUCAGCAUUUUGUUCAGUUUAAAUAUAUAUAAAUUUAUAUAUUACAUGCUUGUUCAAUUAGUAAAGCAGUCAUGUUUCAUGUAAUUUCAAUGUUAUCCAACAUUGCUAUUAUGACGUCAUAACAAUAAUCAGACUUUAGCAACUACAUUGGGUUACUAAACAUAAAACAGUAAAACAUACCAUUACAAAAUAAUUAACGUUUAAAGCAAAAAUAAAAACAAUGUUCCAUCAAUAAACAUGAUUGCAUACUUUUACAAAAGAACUCAAGGUUUUAAAGGAAUUUGAAGAUGUAGAGCAAGGAGGUCUAAUGGUAUCACGAGUUUCUUAAUUAAAUAUCAGUUUCUUC